AUGAAGCUACGAUGGGCCCGGCAACUAAAGCCACGCAACGAAAACUUCGUCUGCCUCCGUCUCAACGAAUUCGAACAAACCCCAGAAUUCUACGGCUUCGUCAGGGAACACGUGCACCACUUCACUGUCGUGGUUGAUGGUGAUCUGACCCCGUGUCUGGGCUUCAAACAUCCAGAUUUCCACAUCAAGCCAAAAAAAUGGAGUACCGAAGACGGCAUCGCGCUUCUACGAGUCAUGGCCAGGGAAUGGCAGGAGGGAAAACGUGAGAUAUUCCGAAUCGAGGUCGUUGGCGGGUCCGAUCGGCUGUUGUGCAGCAUUGACGCAGAAAGAAACUUACUGAAAGUGACGUCCGUCUCGGGAGACCACGAUGAUGCAUAUCGACCGCUUGCCAUG
Molecule: messenger RNA, 393 nt
Organism: Mesorhabditis spiculigera
Lineage: Eukaryota; Metazoa; Nematoda; Chromadorea; Rhabditida; Rhabditidae
Source: the annotation of a GenBank genome assembly